Molecule: messenger RNA, 1153 nt
Organism: Pimephales promelas (fathead minnow)
Lineage: Eukaryota; Metazoa; Chordata; Actinopteri; Cypriniformes; Leuciscidae
Gene: prorsd1
Product: prolyl-tRNA synthetase domain containing 1
Molecular function (GO): aminoacyl-tRNA deacylase activity
Source: RefSeq, a predicted model, not a curated record
UUAAUAAACAAGUCGAUGUUCCUUUGCUCAACACCGGCGGCUCCUGACCAAUCACAGUAGUUUAGUGUGAGGCUGGACCAAUCACAGCUCUUGUCUGCUGUGAACCAUGUAAAUAUUGUUUGUUGUAAACUUUCAGUUUCGAGUUGAAGCGGUUAAAGUCACGAUGGCGUCCGAUCUGAGGAAAGAGCUGGAAGAGUUUCUCAAGCGUCUGAAUAUCGACACGACCUGCAUCGACCAUCCAGAGGUGUUUACGGUGGAGGAGAUGAUGCCUCAUGUGGCUCAUCUGAGCGGCGCGGUCACCAAGAACCUGUUCCUGAAGGACAAGCGUAAGAAGAGCCUGUGGCUGCUGAGCGUGCGGCACGACCGGCGGCUGGACCUGGGCGAGGUGUCUCGGCGUCUGGGGCUCGGCGGAGGGAACCUGCGGCUGGCGGACGAGGCUCUGCUGCUGGAGACGCUGCGUGUGCGGCAGGGCUGCGUGACGCCGCUCGCGCUCUUCUGCGACUCCGCCCGCAGCGUGACGGUGGUGCUGGACCAAGACCUGACCCACGGCGCACACCAGCGGCUCUAUUUCCACCCCAUGACCAACAGCGCCACCAUGGGGCUCAAACCUGACGACCUGCUGCGCUUCCUGAGGGAGACGGACCACGAGCCUGUCCUGCUGAACCUCGACUAACACUAGCCGCGUUUACAUUACAGAUUUGGGAAAAACUGUUGCGAUAUUUUCUAAAUGUCAAUAAAAAACUAUUGGGAAAUGAUGGAUUUUCCAUUAACCGAAGUUAUGCACAUGAAACAUUAUUUUUUACUCUCAUAAGUCAAAAAAAAUCAUGGGAACGGAACGGAUGCUGCUAGGUUUACGUAUAUCAGCCGCUGCUCUAGCCAUUAUUAGUAAUGGAAGGAGACGUAGGUGUGUUUUCCAACUUUAAUGUCAAGAAAAGACCCUUACACUGGGAGCGGCACGUAUGAGGUGUUUCUGGGUCAGUUCUGCUUCAAGCUCUUGAUAAACUGUGGCAUUUCUUUGUUGUUUAGAAUCUAGUAUUCCCAUAAUUCCUGAACUUGUAUGAGUUUAAUAAAGAACUCUGUCUCGGCUCUUGUCUAAACAUACCGUGCCUUCUGUAAAGAAUGAUCAUGUGGCUUUUACGUACGUCAGGUGACU